Messenger RNA from Saccoglossus kowalevskii, 3147 nucleotides. RefSeq lists its product as uncharacterized. Gene Ontology annotation, molecular function: actin monomer binding. Lineage: Eukaryota; Metazoa; Hemichordata; Enteropneusta; Harrimaniidae. The record is from RefSeq and is a predicted model, not a curated record.
GUAUGGCUAUGAUGGACCUGUUGGUUCACAUAGCUGCUAAGAAUAGACUCAGUCCUGCAGGGCAUGUGAUCAAAGUACCUUCCCCUUAUCCAGGUGACGAUCCAAUACAGUUCAAGCCCAACACUCUGAUAGGAGAUUUAGGUGUCACUGAAAUACAAAUUGUACCAAAACGUGCUCCCGAACCUAAAGUACCAGUCAAAAAAGUGGCCAAGUUUGAGAAAACUGUCCGUUUGACUGUAUACCUUUCUAAGUCUAAUAAAUUCCUAGUACGAGUAAAUCCUGAUAAACCUUUGGUUGAGUUACUGCCUCAAAUUUGUGAAGAACACGGAACAGUGUCAACAUUUUUUACGUUAAGACUUCUACAUAAACCAGAUGAAGAAAUGGAUCUAUCAAAAACUUUAUCAGAUUAUAAAUUACCUCAAAAUGAAUUGUCUUUAGUUGAUCUUAGAGGACCUCAGCCAGUAGUAGCAGAUAUGCCUAAGGAGAAGAAGAAGAAAUCGAUAUUUGGUUUCAAGUCUACUACAAAGAAAAAACAGAAGGGAGACACGGACACAGAAAGCGUCAAGUCGGGACCGACUCAGCAACCGCCAUCAAGUGGUUUAACUGUAACACAAGUCAGAGCAUCACCAGCACCAUCACCAAAACCUCUUCGUCCCCCGCCUCCAUUGGCUGGUGCCGUGGCACUGCCUAUCAUUGAUGGAUCGCAUUUAAGGAAACAACAAACUGCACCACAGCAUCAAAAUGCUGCACCUCCUCCAGCACCCCCUCAGCCACCAGCUAGGAAGAGACCAGCACCAAGGCCUCCCAGUGUUACACCACGCCAAAGUGUCAAGGAACCACCGGUUGAAAUUCAAGUUCAACCAGUACAUGUAGACACUAUUCAAAAAACUACUGACAAUGGUUUGCUAGAAAAUAGAAUAGUGAUUGGUGAAGAAUCACACGAGUUGAUAUUAGAUAACACAUCUGCAACACCUGCGUCAUUGUCGUCUCAUAGUUCACUGCCUUCAUCACCAAGUCAUGGACCCAACACAAGCAAUAACAUUGCACCAGUGAAUGUUCCUGUCCACAAUGAAUCUGGUACGUUGAAGAAGCGUAAAGCACCACCACCGCCUAAACCACCUCAGCCUGUUACGAAAAGUGGAUCACCCCCUGUGGCUGCCAAAAGGGUGCCUCCUCAGCCACCGAUGAGGCAUCAACGACAGACGUCAACAGGCAGUACGGUUAGUGCUGGGAGCGACUCCAGUGGUGGAAACCGCAUAGACAGUUCACCUUCUGCAACGCCACCGACGACAAUAGAAAGACCCACUAGACCUGUACGGCGUGAUCACAGCCCGACAAGGCUGAAAGCAGUGCCGCCACCACCACCUGUUCAACCGACAGUGAUACUUGACCCAAGUCUUCUUGCUAACAAAACUGAAGCGCACACUGAAGGUGUAGCUUACCGUAAAAGAUCAUCCAAACCAACAAAACCGCCACGACCCCUGACUUACGCAGGUGAGGUGCUCGUUGAGAACACAAAAAGUAGACGACCCUGUUCCUUCAUUGCACCCCCUCCUCCAGAAGAGCCCCCAUCCCCAGAGACCGUACCUGAAGACAUAGACAAACUCAUCCAGGAGGGUCGGCUCUCUGUGGCCAUCGUAAGGGAUGAUACAGGUGCCGAUACGGAAGACAGUUCUGAGUCUGAAAAGAGUGCCUCAUUGUCCCUGUCAUCUGGCAGUACUCAGAGUGCUAUCAGCAGCUCGCGUAGUGAUGAACACACUGAAGAUCAAGACAGUACUAACAAAGAAAAAUCACAGAUCACCGAGAUGCUGGAUCACAUGAUUAAUGCAGAGGAAAAAAUAAAAGUUACUGGAUCUACUGACGACAUUGAGGCUGAUGAUGACAGCAGAGAUGAUUCAGGUAUAGUGGAAGCAUCCCCACCUCUGGUCUCUCCACGAAAGUUGAAACAACAAAGCACCGACGACAGCGAAGAUGAUGAACUGACGGAAGAAGAAGCCAGAAUAAUUGCUAAUCUGGAGCUGGAAGAUGACGAGGAUGAAGAAGAGAUCGAAAAAGAUAAGAAAAGUACAAAUGAAGGCGAGUCAUCUGCAACUGAAUCUGAGGAUAUUGCUCUGAAGUCAAUGAUGAUGAAACUUAGUAUAGAAGACAUUUCAAAUGAUACUACGAAUUACUCGCCCACCACUGAACACGAAGAAGAGUUUAUGCUAGAGGAGAAGUUAAUUUCACAAAUUGCUUACAAAGUAGAUCGACAUCCCCUGCCAGAUUCCCAUGGUAUCAAGGUGCAGAGAAGUGAGGAGUUGGUCAAGGAGAGAGACAUAACUACACCGGAACCUGAAUCAACAGAGAGUCAGCUCGGUGAAGAGAUGGAGCAAAAGGAGGAGAAAGAGAAGAUGGUACCAAAAGAUGAUGUGAUCACAAUCACUAAGAAUGUAGAAGUUGAGAAAAAGUUAGAUAAAACAGAAAUCAAGCCUGUGGAAGAAGAGGAAAUUAAGACCAAAGAUGAUGCAGUGCCUGUAGUAACUACUACUGCAAGUACGACUGCUGGAACAGCACAAUCAGAAGGCCAAUCUAACCAACUACAAGAACAAUUUGCCUUGUUACAGCAACAGUAUGCGGCCUUGCAGCAGCAAAUGAUUACCAGUCAACAAGCCGUAUUGCAGCAACAACAGCAACAAAUUGCUUCUGUCAGUCAGCUACCCCCCCAGGCAACUGCAACUAUGUCGGCUCCAAUGAUGAUGCAGCAGCCAGCUGUGAUGAUGCAGCCAGUCAUGACUCCACAACAGCAGCAGUAUCAGCAGCAGAUGUUGAUGCAGCAACAAAUGAUGCAGUAUAUGGGUAUGCAGCAACCGAUGAUAGUACCUGUUGCUUCAACUCCACAGAUGAUGACCUACCCUCAGCCCAUUGUCCAGCAACCAGUUAUGAUACCUCCUCAGUCUUCACAGCAACUUGUUGUUGGAUCACCUCCAAGGGUGGUGCAGCAAAUGAUGGUUGGUCACCGCCUCAUGCGAUAGGUUCUCCUCCUCAGGCAACCCAACAGCCUGUGAUAGGAUCACCCCCGCAGGCAACCCAACACCCUGUGAUAGAAUCAUCCCCCCAGACUGCACAACCCAUUGUAGUUGCGUCUUCUCAUUCCAAAACUACUGGGUU